ACAACUUGUACUUUAUAAGUACAUAUAUUCAUCAGCAAGAAGAGAGAGAGAGAGAGAGAGAGAGAGAGAGGCCAUGGUCUCCAAGGUGCAGAUGAAGAGAGCGCCAGUAUCCAAGAAACUGCUAACCCUUCGCUCCAUCUCUAAGUCUCAUGCGCACAGUAAAACCUCAAUUAUAUUGGAUGCAUCAAAGUACAUACAAAACUUAAAGCGAAAAGUGGAGGAAAUGAAUCAACAGAUGAUUGCCUCAACGGAAACGUCAACUUCCCAAAACUCCUUCCCUGUGCAACUCAAAGUCGAAGCUGGAGAGAGAGGCUUUCAGAUUAAGAUGUUCACUGAAAAAAGAUGCAGUGGGUUACUUGUUUUCAUAUUGGAAGCUUUUGGAGAGCUAGGCCUUGAUGUGCAUCAAGCUAGGGUUUCUUGUUCCAACAAUUUUCUUCUAGAAGCUGUUGGAACAAUCAAGGAUAAUCCAAGUGCUGACCAGAAAGAUGUUGAGGUAGUGAAAGAAGCGAUGUUGCAAGCCAUUCAAAAUUGGAGUGAAGUUACCCAACAACAAGAACAAUGCAAGGAUUAACUCUUUCAUCCUGAUCAAGUUAAUUACAAGAAUAAUGCAAGUUUUAUGGCAAGCAUAUAUAGGUUGUGGAUUUGCUCAAGCCAUAAAACUAACGAGAAUUUGUAUUUACCUUUUUCUUUUUCUUACCAAAUAAACUAUGGAGAGAUUUUCAAUGACCAGAACACGGGGUGUUAU
Messenger RNA from Pyrus x bretschneideri (Chinese white pear), 745 nucleotides. RefSeq lists its product as uncharacterized. Gene Ontology annotation, cellular component: nucleus. The record is from RefSeq and is a predicted model, not a curated record. The transcript is spliced from 4 exons. Lineage: Eukaryota; Viridiplantae; Streptophyta; Magnoliopsida; Rosales; Rosaceae. Gene Ontology annotation, biological process: regulation of DNA-templated transcription. The coding region runs from base 74 to 571 and encodes 165 amino acids. Gene Ontology annotation, molecular function: sequence-specific DNA binding; DNA-binding transcription factor activity.